AUGGAGCAAGAAAAUGCCAGCGAAAGUUCUAAUAAUGAAACAAUUUUCGAAGAUGCUGUAGACGACGGUCCAGAUCAAAUUGAUGAAAGCAUUAGACAGACUGAAGACGAAGUAAACCGGACAUUCAGUGAAAACCCGCUGUUUAAUGAAGAAGCAACAUUUACGCGACCGAGGCCAAGAAGCUACCAAGUCAACAACACAACUGAUAGCAAAGACGAUUCCGACAAUUGGGCUGAAAAAUGGAAAAAUCACCGAAUUCCAAAGUUUGCCGAUUCCGGUCUCGGAAUAAAAGACUGGGCAAACAAAGUAAUCUUUAUGAUCGACUUUUCACGAAAACGGCCAUUGAAUGAUAAAGAAAAAUGCCAGCUUAUUUUGGAAAAUAUUCCGACGAAAUCAUUUGGCCCGAUACUUGAGUCCUUCUCCCAGACAGCAAAUAAAAACUAUGAAGACCUUCUAUCUGUACUCGAAAAUGAGCUACAAAUUGACGAAGCUGAAGCGAGCAUGUCCCUCGCCAAUCUCAAAUUCGAAGAGUCUCGCGACAAGGACCUGAAGCGCUUUUUGAAAAAAUAA
This is a messenger RNA of Oikopleura dioica, 570 nucleotides long. The record is from the annotation of a GenBank genome assembly. NCBI's taxonomy places the organism in Eukaryota, Metazoa, Chordata, Appendicularia, Copelata, Oikopleuridae.